AUGACAACGGUGAAAUUAACGAGAGAAUCGGAAGAAGAUUCAUUCGGUUCCAGGCGUACUUGGCAAGAUUUUUACUGUAGACAAUUAAGUAUCGUCUUAUCAAAACAUUCCGAUAUGCAUAAGAAAAGAUUCUACGAUGUCGUAAACUGUAAUCAUUUAGCGUGGUAUUGGCGAAAUAUCAGUGACCACCAUAUUCUUCGCAAGGAAAGAACACGAAUAAAGGAGAAAGUAUCAAGUAUCUUACAAAUUGUGAUAACAAGGAAAAUUGAAUCUAAUCUCACUAAUAGCAUAGUUGAUCACAAUUAUAUUUCUACUUUACGGCAUCAAGUUUACGCACAAAUGUCGAAACGAGGCAUAAUUGGACCCAUUUUCCAUACUUAUGCAGCAAGUUGUGGCAAGAAUAUGAUUUAUUAUCGGAUAUGUCGUUCUGAUUUGUCUUCCAGCAUGGAAUUUGAAUGUUCCACGAUAUCAGCUUGUCAGUGCAAACAGGGUUUUAUUAAAAAGCGCAUUAAUGGUGUGACAAUUUGCGACCAUCAUCGCCAACUAAGAAAAUAUGAAAAAAAUAGAAAAACGAUUGUGAAGACGGAAGCAGAAUCCGGAGAUUUGGUUAGUUGUGGUGUGAAUAUGGUUUAUCUUAGAUAUUGCCAUUCCAAUUCACCUCCCACAAUAAGAUUUGUUUGUUUUAUGGCAACGCCUUGUCAAUGUGAAUCUGGGUAUACCGAAAGAAACGUGAAUGGUACCAUUAAGUGCAAGUUACAAGCGAGAAACUAUAAAACAGCGGUCACAUUGAUAGCAACGACUGAAUACUUUGAUUUUGUUAGUUGUGGCACGAAUAUGGCUUAUCGCAGACUCUGUCAUUCUUAUACUUCUCACACAUCGAAAUUUUUAUGUAAAGCGAUAACGCCAUGUCAAUGUCAAUCGGGCUAUGCUGGAAAGAACGUGAAUGGUACCAAUGUUUGUGAGCCGAAAGUAAAAAAACAAUGA
This is a messenger RNA of Dracunculus medinensis (Guinea worm), 984 nucleotides long. Lineage: Eukaryota; Metazoa; Nematoda; Chromadorea; Rhabditida; Dracunculidae. The record is from the annotation of a GenBank genome assembly.